This is a messenger RNA of Diachasmimorpha longicaudata, 5584 nucleotides long. RefSeq names its product death-associated inhibitor of apoptosis 1-like. NCBI's taxonomy places the organism in Eukaryota, Metazoa, Arthropoda, Insecta, Hymenoptera, Braconidae. Gene Ontology annotation, biological process: regulation of cell cycle; positive regulation of protein ubiquitination; negative regulation of apoptotic process. The transcript has 3 exons. Gene Ontology annotation, cellular component: nucleus; cytoplasm. The record is from RefSeq and is a predicted model, not a curated record. Gene Ontology annotation, molecular function: ubiquitin protein ligase activity; cysteine-type endopeptidase inhibitor activity involved in apoptotic process. The coding region runs from base 1198 to 2388 and encodes 396 amino acids.
UAGCUUUAUUUUAGCUGAUAAUACUCUAACAGAUGGAGCAGUAGAUUGCAUGAAUUAUUCUCCACGGGGCUUCAGAUAAUGCCCUGAAAUUAAUUCUUGAAAACAAUAUACCAUAUUGAUUUUUUCAACAUGACGUUAACGGUGGAAAUAGAGUAUAAAUAAGUAUUCGAUCACUGGCUUUCCUAUUUGGGCGCGACGAUAAUCUCUCACGCAGAGUCCAAGUGUUGCUGGCAAUUGCAUCCCACCGCGAUUGGCCUUAUCUCCCACGUUAUUCGCGUCUUAUCAAUAUCCAGGGCUGUAAAAAUAUCAAACGAAGAAUCAAAAAAAUCAGAGAAUAAGGCGCUAGAAAAUGACCUCCUUCGUGAGUCAAUUUUGUUAAUGUUUAUUUUCCAUCGGAAUAAAUAAUGGAAUGAUUGUACCGUGACUGUGUGUGGCCAUUUCCUGUCCCACGUUCCGACCGUACAAAGAACACGUCUGUACAGUCAGUCUGACAAGUACUGUCCCCACUCUGUUCAUUUUCCAUUCACAUUGGUGUCUCCCACUGCUGGACACUGGGGGAACGAACUCGUCAGUUCGCCUGUACCAUCGCCACAAAAGAAGUAUGGGGGCUGGCUACCCCCACCGUCUGGAAUUUAACCUCGACUCGAUGUACCCCACCACACGGAUCCAAGUUCCUUCUUUCCUGGCGACGAUUAUACGAGUACAUAUUUGAUACCCAGUCGUAUGUACGUGUGGGAUUUGUAAUACCAUACACAGGGAUCGGUUUAUCUCUCUUUUAAAAUCCCACCGUCUCCUUCCUUUCCUCUACUCUCUCACUCUUGGCCGCCAUUCGACCCACACUGUUGCCACGCGGGAUCGCGACGCGAGAAUGAAAUGCGAUGAAAAAAAAAAAAUAACACCCAACGGAGAAGGAAAAAGAAAGAAUUUUUGCUACGUGAAGGCAUAUGUGAAAGUUGAGAUUUGAAUUGGAAGAGGAAAUAAUGAGGUACAUGAGUCAUUUUCGCUGCCAGGAAGUUACGGUCAAUUCAUCCACGGGGAAAUUCGGUAUUCAGCAGGAAAAAGCCAAAAGUACAAGAAUGACACGCGAUAGUCUAUCAGCCAUGUUUAUUUUGCCUGAAACUGGUAAAGGCUGGGAAAUUCUGAUAAUUGAUAAAUUUGGAGAAAACUCGUGGAAAGUAGCCAGGAAAUAAUACAGAAAUGAUGGAUUGUAUAGGCCACAGAAGGGAUACGCUGAUAAGGGAUAAUUUAACGCCACUGAAAUCAUCAGACAACCUUCGACUACAGGGACAGUGUCCAAGUCCACCAACAGUGAACAAUCAGAAUCAAGUUGAUGAGACGGACAACAUCGAUUAUCGAUUGGAAGCAGCGAGACUAGCGAGCUAUCGAAAUUGGCCAGCCACUUUCAUGGACACUAGUAAAUUAGCAGCUGCUGGAUUUUAUUAUACUGGUGAAACAGAUCGUGUUAAAUGUUUUGAGUGUGGUAUUGAGAUAUUCCAGUGGGUCGAGGGUGAUAAUCCAAUGUCGGAUCAUCGACGCUGGAGGUCGACGUGUAAAUUUAUACGAAAACAGCCGUGUGGUAAUGUACCAAUUGGUGUUGAUCCCAAUACAGUGCCAGUGCCACCACCGAGGAGUAGAGAUGUUUGUGGACGUUAUGGUGAAGAUUAUCGGCCAAACACAUCACCAGAUUUUCGCAGUGGACCGACUGAAUUCCAAUUUCCAAGUACAGCUAGAUUAGGAAGUCUGGGCUUGGCCAAACCCAAGGGGCCAACACAUCCUGAAUUUGCUAGCCACGAUGCCAGGCUGAGGACGUUCGAUAAUUGGCCCAAAUCUAUGCCACAGACGAAGGAAGAGCUGGCUGAUGCUGGAUUUUAUUACACUGGACGAGGGGAUGAGACGCAGUGCUACAUGUGUGGGGGUGGACUCAAGGAUUGGGAGCCCAAGGAUACUCCCUGGGAGCAACAUGCCAAGUGGUUCAGCAAGUGCUAUUAUGUGCUGCUGAUCAAGGGACAGGCGUUCAUUGACAGUGUCAACGGACAGUGUGUACCACCACCUACGAGAGAGGAAACACUUCAGAUGGAUUUGCCUAGCUUCAUUGAGAAGGUCAAACCGCCUCCGCAAGCAGAGGCAGAGGGAAAGGGCGAGGCUGAGGGCGAGGCUGCCAAGGAGCCAGCUUCAGGGAUAGCGUCGUCAUCGCGUCCCAAUUCGCCGCCCAAAAGUAAAAAUGCUGAUGACGCGAGGAUGUGCAAAAUUUGCUACAACGAGGAAUUAGGUGUUGUGUUUUUACCCUGUAGACACAUGGUCGCUUGUGUCAAGUGUGCACCCGGUAUGACAUCUUGCGCUGUGUGCCGCGAACCGGUUACAAUGACCGUUCGUGCGAUAAUCUCUUAGUACUGAGAAGCGUGAGGAUUUUUCGCUCCCAAAUUUUUCCAUUCUGUUUCGACGCAAGUGGAAGAGAGAAGAUGUUCAAAUCUCCGACGAUAUAAAGUAAUACGCAAAGUUUGUGGAUCAUCUUUUCAAUGCGAUAAUUAAAUUAAUUAAUGGAAAUUUUCUAAACACCUACACUCAUUUGGGUAUGACUUUGCGCCUGGUAAAUGACAUGACUCAUGGGACAUAUCGCUAUCAGGCACUGUUUCAGGGGCUAUUUAAUGGUAAUUGGAUUCCAUUGUCUUGACGUCAGCCGUCUAGAGUGGUAAUUCAAUGAUGCAAGGCUUUACAAUUGAGAAGACAAUUUUUUCACUGUUUGAUUUUUUUUAUGCAUUAUUACUACCGGAUCAUGAUUACUCCUGAUGGAAAAUCCAAUUUUCAUUACACCCGGAACCGUACCUGAUUCUCGAUAAAUUGCUAUUUUUAUGAUAGAGUAAAAAUUGGCUGUCACUCUCUCCGCAGCAAAUAACAAAAUGGCCAGAAAUGAAAAAUUUAUGAUGAAAAAAAAAAAGAUGAGAAAUGUGAAAAUGUAGAGAAAAAAAUAGCAAAAAGCGUCAUGACGUCUAGUCGUUUCAGUAUACCGCGUUUGCGUUGAAGUUAAAAUAAAGGACGUGAAAGUAUAUGAAAUUUUACUUGCGUUUUAAUUCUAACUUUCUUACGAUAUAAAAACAAUGCAAAUUUAAAAGAAUUAAUAAUUGUUUAAAGUGUUCUAUAAUAAAAAGGUAAAACGAUGUAAAAAUAUGUAUUACUAAUUAGAAAGAAAAAUAGUUUUCAUAACAAAUUAAUGGUCACAGUUGACGGGCUUUUUAAACACUCUGUGAAGCAUUUUCUACCAAUUUUUUUUAGAGUAUUUUAAUCCGUCAAAUUCACAUUGUCAAAGUUUCAAGAUGAAGAGCAAGAUUAUAAAAUACUUUAUGGAUGCAUUGACGUACAUGAAGCAUAUGGAACUGACAACGCAGUUCCAUUUUUAAUAAAAGGCAGAUGUAAGUCACGGAGCAGACGAGUCUCUGCCUGUUACAAAAGCACCACUCACGCAUUGACAGCUGAAAUUUAUGGAACCGACCAUUCGUUUUCCCCUAUGCACUACUUCGCGUAUAAAAAAUUACAUUCAGCUCAAAUGCCCCGAAAAUUGAGUUGCAUGAUUUUUUUUUAUAUAGAAAACUAAUGGAAUAAUGAAAUUUUAUGGAAAACAUUAGAUACGUAUUUUUUUAUGUUGAAAAAACUGAUAAAUCAGGAAGUUUUAGUCGAUAUCAUAAGAUAGGCAUUUUUUAUCACCUAUGAUACGCUCAUUUCUCAUUUUUUUAAAUAAAAAAAUCCGUAUCUAAUAUUUUUCAUUGGACUUUCAAUUCAAAGGUAGAAGUUUAGAAGCAGUUGUUGCGGAGCUGGGGAAUUUCAGCAGCGGUUUCUGAAUGAAAUAAACUGAAAUAUAAUGCACUGCAAUCAUACAAGAUUCAUUUAUUUUAGAAUUUAACGGGUUUAUCGGUUGGGCUACAAAAAUUAUUAAAUUUGAUUUCUCUGCUCACUACCGAUUUAAACAGUGAACUCAUAAAAUAGGACGUGUUAUGCGCCCGUGGGAAAAGUAUUUCUUUGCGCACUAGUACCGCAAUACACCAUUUUUCAAUUUCACAUGGCACGUAACUGCUCUCGGGUGAUAUUAACGCAGUAGUUAACACUUGUCAGGUCCAAAGGAUUCUUCACUUAGAGAACUAAAAUUGGCUCCAAAGUUUUGCGAAUUGAUUCUAUUUUUAAAAUUUUUUUCUUUUAAUUUCUAGUGUGCCUUGUCUCCUGAUCGUUCGAUAUCCAAUAGACCUUUAUCCUCUGCUCUGUCCGAACAGACAAGGAUAUACGGGAUUACAAUGCCCCCUCUUGCAAGUGAAGAAAUUCAAUACAAAGAUAGUAACAAUGCAAAUUGAGGAUUGUCUCAGCUCAUGAUGAGCAAGGGUUCUAUUUAAAUAUUAUUGAGAUAAGCCAAAUUCUUAAUUUCAAUAUUUUUUCUAUUUUUCAUUGAGUACAUUAAGGAACUAUUCCUGGGUCGGAUUUCGUAUGUGAAUUCCAUAAAUUAUGCUAGUGAUAGAAAAUUUACGCGAAAAUUGAUUUUUCCACACAUCCCCACUGAAAGUGCAGGUGUGUGAAGAAAUUCUAAAACUAAGAGCACAAGUCCACUGAUCGGGAGGAAAAUUGAAAUUUUUAUGUGGUCAUUUCCCGGUAUUAGGACUUUUUUAAAAAUUAUUCUUUCGUAAAUAUACAUUAGAAACUCAUGCCUUUAUUAUACAAACGUGCGCAGUAAGUCGUAGGUUUAAGGCACGAUUCUACCAAGCCCUGUUGAAAAGAAAAACCUUAGCUAAUCAUCGAGCGACGUGGCAAACCAAUCUGCUGAUAAUUUUUUAUCGAACGUUAUUGGGAAUUUUUUCACCAAAUUUACAAGGGUUUAUCGAGGUCUGGCCACUAUUUGCUGAUAAUAUCACUAAUUAUUGAGUACUUAGUAGAUAUUCACAAACGAAUGAGUGACUAAGACCAAUGACAUAAUUUAGUUCGAAGAAUUUGAGUGGAAUAAAAUAAUGCAUUGCAAAUAGGGCUUGGUGGAGUCGCCCCUGUGUUUAACAAGAUAAGUUUUCGCGAAGGAAAACCUGAUAUGAAGGAUGACGAUGAUAAUAUCAGUAUUUUUCAUGGCAAUAUAUUCUACUGUUCUUCAAACAGAAUGUGAUCUAUUUCAUUUAUAUUUCCAUUUAUUUUCAGUUUUAUUUCUUUAUGAAAUUGUAAUAAAUUGUUUUUCAAUUGGGAGGGCGAUCCGAUUUGAUCUCGAUGAAACGAAGAGGAGCGAACGUACCAUAUCAGACAUAUUUUCGAGAAACUCAGUGGAUUGUGGAUAAUGAGUCGUUUCACAGUGUUAUUGUAAAAUUAUGUAAACUAAUGUUGAAUGGACGUGGAAGAGUGUUCCACGUUUACAGAAAAUCGGGUCGCGCUUCGUAAAGGGCAAGAUGUUAAAUUCACGUUUAUGUACAAAAUCGACUGUCUCAACAUCUCUUUUCGAUUAUAAAAUACAACAACAAGUGUCAUUGUAUUUAUCAUUUAUAUCAACCGUACGGAUGUACGCACUGAUAAUAUACAUUAAUAUAAUAUAAUAUACAUUAAUAUUGAAUAAACGGAAGGAAAAUCAUUA